This is a messenger RNA of Mycena citricolor, 5952 nucleotides long. NCBI's taxonomy places the organism in Eukaryota, Fungi, Basidiomycota, Agaricomycetes, Agaricales, Mycenaceae. The record is from the annotation of a GenBank genome assembly.
AAUGAAAAUGUCGACUUUGCCAAAGGCUUUUGAAUCAAACGCAUCCGGCAGGAUGAACUGAGAAAAACAAAUGUUCAAACUUCCGCACGGCCGAUGUAAGCGCAUCAGCACCGCGUCCGGGCCGGCCUCCUCAAUAAGCGUUUCACCAAGAAGUGACUAAUGCUAUCAACUCGACCGCAACAUGUUUAUUCCGAGCUCGACUGGUCCUUUCCUCCACUCCAGCCCCCAAGUCAAUGGCACCUGCGGAACACCUCCAGGCGGACGACGCGAGCGCCAGCGAGAAGACAGCUGAAGGCGGAGACAAGGACGGUCUGGGCUGCGAAUCGUUCUCGACUGCAGACGCAAAGGCUGCGCUCGCCAAUGUCAACCCUGACGAUGACUUUCCGGACGGCGGGUUUCGAGCUUGGUCGGUCGUUGCUGGGGUCGUGGCGGGGAACUCGGCAACAUUUGGUUAUGUGAACGCCUGGGGUGUCUUCCAGGCGUAUUAUGAACAGAACACGCUAAAUCAUGUCAAUGCAUCUACGAUGUGCGUUCCCUCCGCUGCUAGCACUUCGUCCGCUGAUUUCCGCGAAAGUGCCUGGAUAGGAUCUAUACAAUAUUCCCUCAUAUUUUUCCCUAGUUUAAUCACGGGUCGUCUGUUUGACCUUGGAUACUUCCAAGGCCCGCUGGCUGUGUCGAGUGUGAUCCUCAUUGCAGCGACAUUCCUUGUCGCUCAGUGUAAGGAGUACUAUCAGUUUCUGCUUUGUCAGGGAAUACUCACCGGAGUAUGCUGCGGUGUCAUUUUCGGACCAAAUCUAGGUCUCGUCGGGCACUGGUUCAAACGCAAAAGAGGUCUGGCGAUGGGGAUAGCCGCCAGUGGUUCGUCGAUCGGAGGAACAGUCUUUCCUAUCGCGACACAUAAAUUGAUACCACUCGUUGGCUUCAAAUGGACGAUGCGUAUAUGCGCAUUCAUGCUACUCUUCUGUCUCGCCAUUGCCAAUCUCACCCUGAGAAGACGCUUGCCACCGAAGAACGUCGCAGGCGGGCUGCUCAACUUGAAAGCAUUCAAAUCGGCCUCCUAUACAAUAUGGUCGAUAUCGUCCCUCGUCGCCUUUCUGGGGCUGUACACCGUGCUUACGUACAUCGACGUGAGCGCCCAGUCGUUCGGGAUCUCUCCCGAAUACAGUUUCUAUCUGAUCGCGAUUGCGAACGGAUCCUCGGUGUUUGGACGACUCGGAGGCGGAAUUAUCUCAGACCGCACGGGUCCUAUGAACGUGCUGAUCCCUUCCACGCUGCUCUCAGCAGUGGUGACGUUUGUUUGGCCUCAUGUGCGAACCCAGGGCGGGUUGACUGCAAUUGCCGUCAUCUAUGGCAUGUUGUCUGGAGUUUACGUCAGCCUUUUCGCUGUCCCGCUGUUCGAGCUAGGCGAAAUAUCGGACCUGGGUCGGAGAACAGGAAUGACGUUGACAAUGACUGCAAUAGGCGCUCUCGCAGGGCCACCCAUAUCUGGAGCAGUGAAUACUGCCACUGGCGGCUACACAGCUGUCGGAUACUACGCCGGAAGCGCGAUUGUGCUUUGCGUCAUCCUUAUGCUCAUUACGAGGCACUUGGUCCUGAAGAGACUCUGGGGCAAAAUAUGAUCCAGUCUGCAUAGAUCUAGACUCAAGUGCCGAGCGCAUACCAUUAAUAUUCGGAAAAUGAAAGAAUAUAGAGACCGCAAUUCCAAGCGUCGCCUGUGCACACAGGCUGCCCAGGUGGAUCAUAUUUGCCUUGCUGGCGGCCUCCAGUCGUUUGAAAUAAGACAACAUCCUCAGGGCCUAGCGUACAUAGUGGCGACAAAGUGGCGGCCGUCACGCGUCUGUCCACGCGUCAUUGUCAGCCACAUCAAAGAUCGUUUCCAUAAGGGGAAUUCGGCGCUUCCGUUACUCACAAGGUGGUCCACCACCAUCAACCUUGCCCGCCCCCCAUCCCUUCCGCGGCAGUCUCCCCGCCACAAGUGGUUCUCACUUGCUGGCCCGGCAUUUUAAUUCUAUUUACGCUUUUCACGACUAGGCUGUUUGUUUGAAGAGCGGACGCGGUGGCAUCGGCUAGACCAUCGCUGACGAUCUUCAUCCAUCUCACGUAGCUCCCUUCCUAAACGCCUCCCCCUCUUGGGUAUCCGAAAACCGGCUGGUCCAUCUAAAUCGACUAGAUCCUGUUCAUUUCACCGGGUCGACGACGAAAUGCCAAGCUCAUCCUCAUCUCACAGCCAGGCGCGCCCGGCCUCUUCCCGCAAGAUAUCCACCGACGUUCCAGCUCCAGGGUCACAGCGUACUGCGCAUGUGCAAGCUCAGGACUCGCAACCCCACAUGCAGCCACACCAUCACCAUCAUUCCGCGUCGACGUCCAUCCCGCAUGCUCAUGUACAACCCGUGCACCCCGUCACGCAACCGCACCCGCAUUCCGCUGCACCCCUGCACCCCAUUCCCCGGCCCGAGUCACCCACGCCUUCCCCAUUAUCAUCAUUUGCCGGUGCUCCCAACUCGCCCAACACCUCGACAUCUAAACUCCCCCGUUUUCUCCAGUCGCCGACGCAGCGCGACCGCUCCAAGUCCAUGAUCGCGGACCGCCCACCGUCGACGAUUAGUACUGCUUCGAAUAUGACAAACGCAUCCAGCACCAGCAAUUCAUCAGGUGGCCGGAGAUUUCUGGGGUUGGGGAAGGAUAAGGGAUUAAAAGAGCGGGAGAGACAGAAGAUACGAGAAGCCGAGCGAAGAGAUCCCACCGCUGCGGAGCUUUUGGCUGUACAAGAUGCCGAUUCUUCGUUCACUGCUUAUGACCCUGGCCUUUCAACGGCUUCUUCUCCACCUUCAGCAUACUCCUCGGGCACGGCCCGACCACGGCCACGGACUCGGUCCGAGCGUCCCGCAUUUUCGUCCUCCACGCCGCCCUCUAGCACUUCGCCUACGUCGAGUUCGCCUGCGCUUUCUUCUUCCGGACACUCUUCACAUGGACACGAUGUGGUGCCGCGCUCGCCACGUCUCGGCGUCAGUCUUGGCGCUGGUGAGGGUGGGCUGGCAACGAGGCUGAGCGGCUGGUUCUCUCAUCUAUCGGGCAGCACCUCGGAUUUGUCGCUCACGUCGACUAUCACCGGGUCACUGGCACAUUCAGUGCACACAGCUAGUGCCUUAGCGUCCAGCCGAUCGAGUCGCAAGUCGGACUCGGGGCAAUCGAGCUCCCACACGAGCUCCAGGACGGCUAGGGCACAUCACGGGACGCCAGGCAAGGAACGGGGUGACUCCAAGGACAGCGGCCAUUCCCAGACCACCAAGUCCGGGGCUGGCAAGCUCGGCAACGGAGGUGGAAUCCUGGACAAAGCCGUGCGCUACAUCUUGGACGGAGAUACAAUUCAAGGUAGUGUCGAGAUCGAAGAAGGGGAGGAGGUAUGGUUUAUGGGUGUGCGCAUCGCGGGAGACGGAAACAACAGCGCGUCGGAAGCGUUUCAUGCUGCGUUCUACUCGACCGUUUGGUGCACGUAUCGUGCAGGAUUCGAGCCGAUCCGAGAUCUGAGUGGAUUGUCUGCAUUGCCGCCGCCGCUUGUGUUUGCGCCUGGGUCUCCUGGCGGACAUCAGCACAAUGUCUUGGCGACACCGGGUGGCGGUUCACACCAUAGCCAUGUGUCUCGCUCACCCAGUGCCAGCACUGGCAGCGAAGGCGGCUGGAGCGACGUUUCAUCCUUCUCUCAUUCGUCCCAUGCAUCGUCACAACAAUCUCAUCACUCCAAUUCGUCUCAUGCCUCGAACUCCUCGUAUUCGUCCUCAGGGUCCGGCACGAGCAGUAAGAAGCGGUGGUGGGGACUUUCCAAUAUUCCUGGAAUCGGAUCCCUCGGCACCAAGGGCUGGACAUCGGAUACCGGUUGGGGAUGCAUGCUGAGGACAAGCCAGAGUCUGCUGGCCACAGCCCUGGGUAGAGUGGGAGAGCCCUCGUUGACACCCUCCCUGCCUCCAGCCUUCCCUCCGCCUGGAUAUGCUCUUUCUCCCUCGCCAUCAGACCCUGAAUCUCCGUUGACGCCACCGCCUCCCCUCUAUUCGUCCGACCCGUUGGCCCAUGCUGCACUGGCCCACCACGCCCGACUUGUGUCGUGGUUCCUCGAUUCUCCUGCCUCACCCUUCGGAGUCCAUCGCAUGGCACUUGCGGGCAAAGCUGCCGGGAAAGAUGUUGGGAUGUGGUUCGGCCCGAAUGCAGCUGGAUCUGCUCUGCGGAUGCUCGUAGAGGCGUUCCCUGCGUGUGGGCUGGGGGUUUGUGUCGGUGCCGACGGCUCGCUGUAUCAGACAGAUGUGUUUGCGGCGAGUUGGACCCCGGGCGAGGAAACGGGCCCAAGGUCCUCUACAUCGUCAUCAUCUCAUGGGAAGAGCAGUGGGAAGGCGCCUGUCAAGCCUGAGACACGCUCUUGGGGUGAUCGACCGGUGUUGAUUUUGUUGGGAAUAAGGUUGGGAUUGGAGGGUGUCAAUCCAAUCUAUUACGAGACGAUCAAACGCUUGUAUACGUUCCCGCAAUCUGUUGGCAUCGCCGGUGGGCGGCCAUCCUCCUCGUACUACUUCGUCGGCGUGCAGGGUGACGGAUUGUUCUACCUGGACCCGCAUCAUUCGCGACCCGCUGUUCCGCUCAGGCCGUUCAUGGGCGAAGAUGACCGUGGUGGUUCGAUGAGCCCCGAAUUGGUCCAGCAGCCUGGACGGGGAGGAUCUCUUAGUCCCGAGCCUCAGCACGGUGCCGGACGGGGACAUACGCCUAUGACGGAAGAUGAGCUGUUUAUUGGGAAGCAGCCCCAGCGAUCCAAGACAGCGCCUGCAGGAGGCUUCCUAGCACCUGAGGAGGAAGCUCAUUUCUUGCGGUCGUACACCUUCGCUGAGCUUCAGACAUUCCACUGCGAGCGCGUUCGGAAGAUGCCGUUGAACGGGCUGGAUCCGAGCAUGUUGCUGGGCUUUGUUGUACGGGACGAGGCGGAGUGGCUCGAUCUUAGGAAGAGGGUGAAGGCACUCCCGCGGACAAUCUUUACGAUCUUGGACGAGCCGGUCAGCUGGCCAGGGGAUGAUGAUGACGACAUCGGAAUGGAGAGCAUAUCGGACCCAGAUGAGGAGGUUCCCGACGAGAGUGAUGUGUCUGUUGCGUCGCACGCCUUUGCCCAAACUCACGUGCACUCGCACUCGCACUCGACAACGCACUCCCAAUCAACGACGGGCACGGACGACGAUCCCGUUGCGCCGCUUACGCCACUCCCCGGAGCGCGUUUCGACAGCAAGGGCUACGCCGAGGAAGAUGACGGGGACGAUGAAUUUGUUGAUGCCACGGCGGAGAUCGAGGAUGACUGGGUUGAUCCGAUCCCGGCUAGCGAGCCUGUCGUUCCGAUCCUGAAGAAAACGCCGUCUGGUAAAGGCAGCAAGGGCAAGAGCAAAGGCAAGAAAGAACGGGCCCCGGUUCCGGUUCCGAGUGUCCAUUACCCUUUCCCUGUCUCGGGCGAGGAAUCGAAUCGGUCGACAAGCCCUCCGCCGCCGAGGGAUCGGAACGUGACUGUUUCUCCCCGGCCUGGCGGUGGCGUUGUUGAAGCUGGCAGGAUGCAUAAUGCCAGAGCUAGGGAUGGGGGCAGGACCCAGAGUGGCGGUGUUCGUGGCAUUCUCUCUGAAGACUCUUGAAGUGAGUCGCUUUCGUCUUUCUCUUCGUUCCUGUGUUACAUUUGUACAUUUAUAACAUGCUACUGUACAUAUUACAGCUCCAGAUUCCCCGUUUAGCCUAUUCUCUCACCUUACAUCCUGAUACUAUUCGAUACCCGCAAUAUCUAUUCGAUAUCAUGUCUUAUGUUUCUUGUCACUGGUAGCAGUAUGCAUCCACCUCGCCUCACUUACAGUAUCCCAUGCUAUGGUGCGCCGUGAAUAUAAUCACUGCCAAGUCGCUUUCCUUUUUCGGAUGUCGGGUGUAGUGGGAAACCAGUCGUGUUUU